Molecule: messenger RNA, 2888 nt
Organism: Vitrella brassicaformis
Lineage: Eukaryota; Vitrellaceae
Source: the annotation of a GenBank genome assembly
CUCCCGCUGGCUGCCCACGGCUGGCGGAUGGGUGCCGCUCUCGCAGCUGUCAGACGUAGAGGGAUGCAAAGGAAGAAGACCCCACCUAGUCAGGAUGGUGUCUGUCUAUUUGGCUGCCUCUGUCUUCGUGGUUUCAUUGGUCAUGGCGUAGGAGAAGCCGGCGGUGGUGCUGCUGGCCUUGCAGGUGCCCAUCAUCGCCUUGACGGUCGGGAUCAGGGAGCUGGUAGGUAGGAAGGACACACACAACACAACACAACAGGGGCAGGCCGAGCGACAGACAUGGCGGCAGAUGCAGAUGGGGAAUGUCUGUGUGCGGUUCGAUUACCCGAGGUAUUCGGCUGACUUCUUGACGGUCCUCGGGCGCUCGGGAUCUUUGAAGUCGAUAUAAGUCAGACCGAACCUGGGAAGGCGCGCACACAGAGGGAGUUGGGUGGCAGCCGUGUGGGUGUUGUGCUGGUACACGCGCACCGCACCGUUUGUCAUAUCCGUCGGCCCAUUCAAAAUUGUCAAGGAGCGACCAUGCGAAGUAGCCGAUGACGGGGACACCGUCCAUCAUGGCCUUGGCCAUCUCAGAGAGGUAGUCCUGGUAGCAACGACAUUGACCAGUAGGUAUGUCCCUCCCUCCCUCCCUCCCUCCCCGUGUGUCUGUCUGUCUGUCUGUCUGCCUGCCCUGCCUGUGUGUCCGUGCGUCGAGUCGACACGUACCUGGUAGUAACCAAUCCUGGACUGGUCAUUGAUGAGGAUGUCGGUAUCUUCGCUCUCCUCGUCAGACGUGCCUGUACUCACAACACAACGGGGGCAUGACGACAUCCAUGUCAAUCCCCGUGUGUGUGUGUGUGUACCAUUUUCGGUGACGAUGAUCUCUGAGGGAUUCCACCGGGCCUUGAUGUACCUGAGCAGUCGGCUGAAGCCCCAGGGCACCACGUACAGCCACUUGGAGGCGGCCUUGGGGCCGAUCGACACCCCGUUGCGGAAGCUCGUCUCGUGCAGGCCAUACUCCUUGGUCGAAUCAACGUACCUGCACACACACACAGACACACCGAAUGGAUGGCGAGACACGUGUGCAGGAGGUCUCCGCCCGUCUGUAUGGUGUUGGUGUGUUGAUGCGUGUGCGUGUGCGUGUGUGUGUGUGUCUGUGGGCGUACAGGGAAGUGUAGUGGUUGAGUCCGAAAAAGUCGGCGGACCCCUUGACGGCUGCCUUCUCCUCGGUGGUGAAGACGGGCAUGUCGUCGCCGUACUGAGCCUUCAAGCUCUCGGGGUAGUCGCCAUUGCCAAAGAUCUGACCACACAAGACAAGACACCAGACGUCGCUGCUUGGCUGGCUGGGCCGUGUGUGUAGGUAGCGUGCGUGUGUAGGUAUGUACCGGCUCAGCGAACCAUCCGAGCUGCGAGUCCAUCUCUGUCUCGACGAGAGCGACGUCACCGGGGUUGCUUGCGUCGAGGGGCGCCCGCCACUCUGAGUUGAGGGUGAUGCCGAUCUUGGCGUCGGGACGCUGGUCCGCGUAAAACUCCUUCCAGAUCGAAUACGCCUGCCAAACAGAACACACGUGUGAUUGCCAUCGUCUGUCUGCCUCUUGUGUGUGCGCCGCUCGCCUUGGCGUGAGACUUCAGGACGUUGUGGCCACACAUGAGGUGGCCAGUGUCAGAAACGACGCCAGGGGCAUCUGUGGGGGGGGGGGAGGGGACAGACACACAAGGGGUUGUUGAUGUGUCCGUCUCGUCUCGUGUGUGUGGUGCCGCUUACGCGUUCCCCAGUGGUAUCCAAGUUUGCAGAACACCCAGAUCUCGUUGAACUGACACGCAUCACAUCACAUCACAUCACACCCACACACAAAUGGCUCUGGCCUGUCCACGCCUCGGUGUGUGCGCGUCGCUCCAUCCAUCCCGCCCCUUUGCUCACUGUGAGCCAAUACUUGACGUCCUUGAGCUCCCAGAACAUCAGGUCCGCGUACUUGCCGAACGCAUCAACCACCGUCUCGUUGCGCCAGUCGAGAGUGCUGCAAGUGGGCAGGCCAGAACACCCAACAGACAGGUAUCAGCAGUGUCCCUUCUCCCGCCUGACAUCGCGCCGCUUACGAUGGCAGGUCCCAGUGGUAGAGGGUCACGACUGGUUCGAUGCCCGCGUCGACCAGAGCCUUCGUCAGGUCCCGAUAAAACUUGAUGCCUACAAACAGCACAGAUGAGCGGACCGGCUGUGUGUGUGCGGUGUGCGGUGUGGCCAGCAGACCUUCUUCGUUCUUUUCGCUGCCGUUCAUGACGCGUGGCCAUGCGAUGGAGUAGCGGAAGUGGGUGAAGUUGAGGCUCUUCAUCAGCUUGAUGUCGUCCGCGUACUUGUGAUAAAAGUCGCACGCAACAUCGCCCUGAGAGAGGGAACACAGCAUCAGGCACACAGACCACCAGUGGGUGCAGGUGCAGAGACCCCAUUUAUUGUGUCGAGAUUAGAAGAGCCUCCUUGUGUGUGCGUUGCGUACAUUGUCGUUGUUUUUGAUCUUGCCGCGCCCCUCGGCUUCGCUCGUGUGUGUGAAGGUGUCCCAGUGGCUUGGCACGCGCCCGCCCUCAUUCCAACCACCCUCAACCUGCGACCAACAAACAGAGAUACAGAUACUGCCUGCGGGUGUCUGCGGGUGUCUGCGUGUGUGUUGGGACCUGGUAGGCAGCCGUGGCUGUGCCCCACAUGAAGUCCUUAGUGAGGACGCCGUCCUUCUUGAGUUUGCCGAUGGCCGAUGCCAGCUCCUGCGCCACGCUCUCCUCGAGGUCAAGCCCGGCGUUGCACGCCACGUCGCUGCCCUGACCCAGGGCGCCUGCCACGAUGGACGUCACCAGCAGCAACAGCAUCCUGACGGAGCAGCGGCCCAAGACACCCAUUUAAGCGACAGGGACAGGCUGUG